Molecule: messenger RNA, 993 nt
Organism: Stegostoma tigrinum
Lineage: Eukaryota; Metazoa; Chordata; Chondrichthyes; Orectolobiformes; Stegostomatidae
Product: zygote arrest protein 1.S-like
Exons: 4
Coding region: 1-993 (330 amino acids)
Biological process (GO): translation
Cellular component (GO): cytoplasm
Molecular function (GO): mRNA base-pairing post-transcriptional repressor activity
Source: RefSeq, a predicted model, not a curated record
AUGGAGGGGUUUGUGUAUUCACCCCUAAACACGUUUACUUACAACAACACGAAAUCAAGGCAGCCGAAUUGGAGUCGGAAGAGUUACUCACAUGGGACAGUAGACGCGGUUGAAUAUUUGGAUAACUACAAGAGGGCACAGCUGAGAGCGAUUCUCUCCCAAGUGAACCCUAACUUGACCCCGCGCCUGAGAAAAGCAAAUACCAAAGAGAUCGGGGUCCAAGUGAACCCGAAAGUAGAUGCCUCUGUGCAGUGUUCCUUAGGGCCCAGGACAUUAAAUCGCCAGAAGCGGCGAGCUGCUUCUGAAGGAGCAGCGGCGAGGAGCCGCUCACCGUCCCCUGGAGGAGCCGCAGAGCCCGACAGUGACCCGGAGUCUGAUGGAGUCUCAUCACGUUCUCCGACUGUUGUGCGGUUCUCCCGGCCAAUUGCCACCUAUUCGCUGGCACUUGAUCGGGGCCUGGGGGAGAAAGCCGAAGGCCAGGGGAACACCGAGGAAGACAAGAGUCUCCUGGAAGACUGGGAGAAUGAUGCAACUCAACAACAGGAACAAGCGGGAGCCCCCCUUUCUGAGCGGGCAAACCUGGACAAAGCUGAGCUAAAGGAAGAAGACCGAGACAAAUCUGAGCAAGAGAACAAGCAGGAAACAAAGUCGGGCGAAGGUAGCCAGAAGUUCAGAUUUCAGUUUCUGGAACAGAAAUAUGGGUACUAUCACUGCAAAGACUGCAAUAUCCGAUGGGAAAGUGCUUAUGUUUGGUGCAUUUCUGGAACCAACAAGGUUUACUUCAAGCAAUUUUGUCGCAAGUGUGAUAAGGGGUACAAUCCCUACAGGGUGGAAGCUAUUCUGUGCCAGACUUGCUUCAAAACCCGCUGCACUUGUGCCCAGAAGAAGCGUCACAUCGACCCAAAGAGACCCCACCGCCAAGAGUUGUGUGGCCGUUGUCGAGGCAAGAGAAUAUCCUGUGACAAUACAUUUAGUUUCAAAUAUAUUGUCUGA